Messenger RNA from Hemibagrus wyckioides, 1278 nucleotides. It is a transcript of the gene dnase1l4.2, whose product is annotated as deoxyribonuclease 1 like 4, tandem duplicate 2. Gene Ontology annotation, molecular function: DNA nuclease activity. The transcript is spliced from 9 exons. Gene Ontology annotation, cellular component: nucleus. The coding region runs from base 166 to 1020 and encodes 284 amino acids. NCBI's taxonomy places the organism in Eukaryota, Metazoa, Chordata, Actinopteri, Siluriformes, Bagridae. The record is from RefSeq and is a predicted model, not a curated record. Gene Ontology annotation, biological process: DNA catabolic process.
CUGUGCAGUUCAGCAACCUUCAGUAUGUAAAGCGUAGCAGAAGCGAGUUGGCUGUGGCUCAAAUCCAGGAAGUAAACAAUCUGCUCUACUCCGUCUGCUUCAUACCCACAAAAGAAGCGGGGAAGUGAGCACACAAAACAAGAGGCAAGCAUAACAACUAUCAUCAUGAAGAUUGCAGCCUUUAACAUCAGGCGUCUCGGCUUAAGUAAGCUGUCAGAUGAAAACAUCGUAAAGUACCUCAUAAAGAUUGUUUCGCGCUAUAGCAUAAUUGUCAUCCUUGAAGUAGUGGACAAGACAGGCAAGGCCAUGGCUCAAUUCCUGCAAAAGUUGAACAGCACAGGUGCUAACAAGAAACGUCCCUACAGCAUGGAAUUGAGCUCCAGCCUGGGGCGCUCACUGUACAAGGAGCAAUUUGCGUGUCUCUAUAGAUCAGACGAGGUCAAGCUGAUUGACACAUACCAAUAUGAAGACAACCAGGCAGGAGACGAGGACGCCUUCGCGCGAGAGCCCUUCAUUCUGCGCUUCAGAUUAUCUGACAGAAUGAUAAAUGACCUGGUAUUGAUUCCGGUCCACACAAAGCCCAAAGACUCACAGAAAGAAAUAGAUGAGUUGUAUGAUGUGUGCAUGGCUGUCACUGAGAAGUGGAAGACUAACAAUAUAAUGAUGCUGGGGGACUUUAAUGCAGAUGGUGCGUACGUCUCCAAGAAGAAGAUGAAAAAGAUCAGGAUCCGUGGUGACCCAGACUUCCACUGGCUGAUAGGGGAUGAUGUGGACACCACAGCCAGCCAGUCCAACGACCAUACAUACGACAGGAUUGUGGUGUACAAGGACAAGCUGUUGAAGGCAGUAGUGUCGAAAUCAGCAAAACCCUUUAACUUCCAAGACGCCUAUAAGCUGUCGGAGGAAACGGCUCUGGAGAUUAGCGAUCAUUAUCCAGUGGAGGUGAGUCUGAAGAAGAAGAAGAAACCUGUAACAGGACCCAAAAGCCAGUCAAAGGCAGUGAAGCGCAAAGCAAGCUAAUAAGAAGGAAUGUGACUGAAGGAACCACUAUUAUUUUAGAUAUUUUAAGUAACAGGGAUUUUGAAUGAUGUAUGAAGUAAAGGCAGAUUUUUGUGUACAACACAUAAACACACGUUGCCUUAUUACAGUUUAUUAUGAACUCCUGUGUACUGAUACUGUAUGUUUUUAAUGGUGCAGUUAUAUUUUUUUGUUUUUGCUUGUACUGUGUGAUUUUGUCAUUGUUUGACAGACAUGACAAAUAAAACUGAUCUUCAGAAA